Messenger RNA from Chrysochloris asiatica (Cape golden mole), 788 nucleotides. RefSeq names its product TCF3 (E2A) fusion partner (in childhood Leukemia) (gene TFPT). Gene Ontology annotation, cellular component: Ino80 complex. Bases 1 to 765 code for a protein of 254 amino acids. Gene Ontology annotation, molecular function: DNA binding. The transcript is spliced from 6 exons. The record is from RefSeq and is a predicted model, not a curated record. Gene Ontology annotation, biological process: apoptotic process; positive regulation of apoptotic process; apoptotic signaling pathway. Lineage: Eukaryota; Metazoa; Chordata; Mammalia; Afrosoricida; Chrysochloridae.
AUGGAGCUGGAACAGAGAGAAGGAACCAUGGCAGCCGUGGGCUUUGAGGAAUUCUCGGCGCCGCCUGGCUCGGAGCUGGCGCUGCCACCGCUAUUCGGCGGCCACAUCCUGGAGAGCGAACUGGAGACGGAGGUGGAGUUUGUGUCUGGCGGUCUGGGCGGCUCGGGGCUCCGGGAGCGGGAUGAAGAGGAAGAGGCAGCGCGGGGUCGGCGACGGCGCCAACGGGAACUGAACCGCAGGAAGUACCAAGCGCUGGGGCGGCGCUGCCGGGAGAUCGAGCAGGUGAACGAGCGGGUCUUGAACAGACUCCAUCAGGUACAGAGGAUAACGCGGAGACUUCAGCAGGAACGGAGGUUCCUCAUGCGGGUGCUGGACUCCUACGGGGAUGACUACCGGGCGGGCCAGUUUACCAUCCUGCUAGAGGACGAGGGCAGCCAAGGCACUGAUGCCCCCACCCCGGGCAAUGCUGAGAACGAGCCUCCAGAGAAAGAGGGGCUGACCCCGCCCAGAAGGCCCCUGGCGGCCCCUGAGCCCAGUAGCCCGUCUGCCGGGGAGGGGUCCAGCGGGCGGAAGAGGCGGCGGGCCCCCCGGGAUGGACGUCGAGCAGCAGGACCUGUGCUGACGUCAGAGCUGCCUCCGGUGCAGAUCAAGGUCGAGGAGGACUUUGGCUUCGAAACAGAUGAGGCCCUGGAUUCCAGCUGGGUGUCCCGGGGGCCAGACAAACUGCUACCCUACCCGACUCUGGCCAGUCCCCCAUUCGACUGACCCACCACCAAUAAACAGACCCC